AGCGCUCCCGCCCGGCCCGCAGCCCCGGCAUGGCGGCGCGCACGUGCGCGGCGGGGCCCGCCCGCUCCGGGGCCGCGCUGGAGGCGGCGGCGGGGCCCGGUCCGGCCCGCGGAGGGGCCCGGGGGACAGCGGGCCGGGCAGCGGGCAGGGCCGGGCCUGGCCAGGCCCCGCCGCAGUCAGCGGGCCCGGGCCGGGCCGGGGCGGCCCCGCGCGGCCAUGGCGGCUCGGCCAUGUUAGCGGGGCCCGGCCGGGCCCGGAGCGGCUCCCGCGGGCUCCUCCGCCCGGGCAAAGGCUCGGGGGCUGCGGGGAUGAACCUUCAGGUGAAGGAGCUGGUCCUGGACAACUGUCGCUCGGAGGAUGGCAAGGUGGCCGGCCUCUCCUCAGACUUUGAGAACCUGGAGUUCCUCAGCAUGAUCAACAUCAACCUGCUCUCCGUGUCCAACCUCCCCAAACUCAACAAGCUCCGGAAGCUGGAGCUGAGUGAUAAUAGGAUUUCUGGUGGCCUUGAAGUUCUAGCAGAGAAAACUCCCAACCUGACACACUUGAACCUAAGUGGCAACAAGAUCAAAGACAUCAAUACCCUGGAGCCCUUGAAAAAGUUGCCAAACCUCCACAGUCUGGACCUGUUCAACUGUGAGGUGACGAUGCUCAUCAACUACCGGGAGAGCGUCUUUGCCCUCCUGCCCCAGCUCACCUACCUGGAUGGCUUUGAUGCUGACGAGCAGGAGGCCCCUGACUCAGACCCUGAAGCAGAUGGGGAUGCACUGGAAGAUGAUUAUGAGAAUGGGGAAGAAGGUGAGGAAGAGGAGGAUGAUGAGGAGGAAGACGAUUUGGAUGAAGAAGUCAUCGACGACGAGGAAGAUGAAGACGAUGAUCUGGAAGGUGAAGAGGAGGAGGAUGGAGUAGAUGAUGAGGAGGAAGAUGAGGAGGAGGAUGGUGAGGAGGAUGAAGAAGAUGAAGCUGAAGAGGACCACCCGUGUGGGCAGAAGAGAAAACGAAGUCUAGAGGAUGAAGGAGAGGAAGAUGCAGAGGAUGAAGAGGAUGAUGAGGAUGACUGAUCCCAGCGAGCCAAUCAGUUUUACAGACUCUGACUGUGCUUGUCUUAACCUCCCCGUUGUGUCUGUGUGAGACUGUAAAUCCCUGUCUCCCACUCCUCCUCCUCCCCCUUUGUAUGGCUGCAGCGUCCACAAUAUAUUUUUUUAAGAUUUAGAAUACUGUAGGCAUUCAGGGGAAUCUUCCAUACAAGGCUCACUUUUUUUCUCACAAGUAUCUCAUGACCAAAGGCUUUUCUCCGUUCAGUGGUUUGUGCAGCAGCUUAAAAAAAAGCGAAAAAAAAAGCAAAAAAAAGCCAAAAAAAAUCAAAAAAAGAGGAAAAAAAAUAAUCUCCUCCUUAGGGUAUCUGUGUGUCCCAAAUCAGCUGUGCCACACUGGACUCAGAGCUCCAGCUGUCACCCUGCCAGCACGGAAGGCCUUUGCCACCCUCGUGCCCUCAGCCCAGGGCUCUGAAGAUGCUUUUUGAGCCACCUCGGGUGCAAAAUCUGGUUCAUCUGCGUGGACUCACGAGGAUCCUGAGGGUAUCUCAGAUCUGAAAUCAUGGUGAUGUGAUCUCUGGACAUGCUUGAAGAUGCUUUGGUGCUGGGGAUGGGGGUGCCUGGGGUUUUGGGGGAGGGAGGGAGGGGCUGCUUGCAUGACCUGGUACCUCUGCCGAUGCACCUUGCAGUAACCCUGCACUUGCUUUCCUAUUUUAUUUUAUGAACUGGAACAUUUUUCCCAUUGGCCACUCGAGAACCCUCCCUUGGGCUGUCCCAGGUCAGGGGGGUUCCUGUGUCUGUGUCGUUGCUGCAGGGAGCCCUGCAGCUGCUGUGGGAAGGGAUAGGGAAUGCAGGUGAGGGGUACUGCUCCUCCACCCCUCAUUUCACACUGCACAGCCCUGUGCAGCCACCAUCACUGUGAUUGAUGCUCCUGCAGACCGUGUUAGCCUGGAAAUUCUCAGGGUCCUUCUGCCAGCCAGUGCCACCUCUGCACGGGCCCCUGGUGCCAGCCUGGCCUGGGCAUCCUCCUCAUCCUCCUCCUGGGUUCCCAGCAGGGAGCAGAGCUCCAGCUCCCCCCUCGGGGUACCCCUUGGUGGCUGGAGGGAGGAUCUGGGGGAGCCAGGCAGGUGCAUGCAGCAUUCCCAACCCCAUUCCCACCUUCCCUGCCAUCCCAGAGGUGUCCAGCCAGCGCAUCCCUGGGGAGAAGGGCCCGGGGAGGGAGGGAGGGAUCUCGGGGUGGGGCAGCCCGGGGGUGCAGACAAGCACUGGCACUUUGUGGCAUUCCCGCUGGGGCUCCGUGUGCCCCCGGGGCCGAGGCUCCAGCCCUUCCCUCCUCUCCCGGGGGGUGUGGGGUGUGCUCAGCAGCACAUCCCCCCCCUCCUGCCUCGCUUCGCUGGUGUCUCUUGCAUUGUACAGUCGCUGUGACCAUUCGGAGAAGAACUAAUCCUGUAAAAUGCAAACUGAGUAACUUAUAAAUGUUUAAGGAAUUUUAAAAAAGAAAAAAAAAAAAAAGAGCAGCAGUUACUUCUAAUUUUUUCCCUGCAUUUUUAGCAGAUUGUAUGGAUUUUAUAUUAGCCUAGUAACUGUCAGGUUUUGAUUGGUCAGACUAGUCCCAGAAAUAAGGAUCUCCAGCCCUUUUGUAUCUUUUGUUACAAAAUUUGGAUAAAACUUUAAUAAAGACUUCAGUUUUUAAAAAUCCA
Messenger RNA from Serinus canaria (Common canary), 2731 nucleotides. RefSeq names its product acidic leucine-rich nuclear phosphoprotein 32 family member B. Gene Ontology annotation, cellular component: nucleus. Gene Ontology annotation, molecular function: histone binding. Gene Ontology annotation, biological process: regulation of apoptotic process. Bases 30 to 1058 code for a protein of 342 amino acids. The record is from RefSeq and is a predicted model, not a curated record. The transcript has 7 exons. NCBI's taxonomy places the organism in Eukaryota, Metazoa, Chordata, Aves, Passeriformes, Fringillidae.